Penicillium cataractarum is the source of this 1023-nucleotide messenger RNA. RefSeq lists its product as uncharacterized. The record is from RefSeq and is a predicted model, not a curated record. Bases 1 to 1023 code for a protein of 340 amino acids. Lineage: Eukaryota; Fungi; Ascomycota; Eurotiomycetes; Eurotiales; Aspergillaceae. The transcript is spliced from 2 exons.
AUGGCCUCUGCUCCCAGCGUUUACGCCGCGGAGCCUGCUUGUCCAAUUCUGGCCCAUUCUCUCCUCGCCAAGCCAGAGUCCAAGAUCCCAGAUACGGGAGAUCUAGUGCAUGAAGCAGGACAAAAUGACGACUGGAACCUGAAAGAUGACUGGAUUACUGGGACUCAAACCAACAACACCGGAGUUUUCCGCUGCGGCUCUGUCAUCGGGUUCUCCAGACUAAGAUCCAGAAGCAAGGAUACCGAUGAGUACAUCGGGCAGAUCCCCCGCUAUCUACUCACAUCUCAUCUGCUGAGAAUUGACGCGUCCUCUGAGCCCACCGCAUUCAUCAUCUAUCCUAGUAACUUUGACGCGUUGGCCCCGAGGCUCCUGCUCAAUGCACUGCAAUCUCUCUCUGAAGGGCCCGGCCUAUCAAGAGAAGAAGCACUGCGGCACCUUGAUGCUGUGCAGCUACUCCCAGUGCAAACACUUCCAAACGCGGCACAGGCCAUCGGCAACGUAUCUGAAUCGCUCAAAGAGAUCCACGAAAAGCGACAAGCACAGCAACGAGACACCCCCGCGGAGCCUACUCAACCCGUCAUCCUAAUCGUGGUCGGCCUCGAUACUCUCGCUGAAGGUGUCAUUCGAGCUUCAAACCCCGUUAGAGGAACAGCCCUACUAGCAGCUACGCUGCGAAACCUGACCCGCAUGGCUCGGGCAUAUGCCUCAUGGCUUUCCAUCAUCCUCAUCAAUACAAGCGGCCUUGGCCCCGCGUAUUUCGACGCCACCCAACCGCCGGAUUCAAACCAAACUAGGACACCAAAUGACGAGGAUGCAAGACCCUCAGGUGACGACGGCAUUCAUUCAAUCUUCCAAACGCCCGGUUCCUCACUGCUAUCUACUCUCCUCAUGAAAACCCUCGACCAAGGCAUCGAUACGCACAUCAUGGUCUCAGAUGUGAAAGCUACACAAGUUGCCGAGGUCAUCAAGGAUCGAAUUGGCACUGGGCUCGGGAAAUGGGGAAUAUGGUCUCCUAAGCGAUAG